CAAAUGCCUCCUACCCUGCUCGAGUGAACAGGUCAGCUGACGGUUCGCAACCAAGGUCCUCGUACUAUAGCCACCUGCUGUCACUCCAAAUCGUCCUCGGUGACCGCCCAGUGUUUGUGACCAUCAACAAGUACUCAAUUGCGCCAAUCCACGCUUACUUCAAUCCUGCUCGACCGCGACUAUUUCCCAUCAGUUUCUUCUUCACGAGUUUUUGGCGCUAUUCUAAUUGACCGUUGCUAGUCUCAAUGAAGGGCUUCAAGCAGCGCGUGCUCGCGAGAUCCCGCAGCACCCACGACUCCGACAAGCCUUCCACAUCGCCCAGCUCCGGCAACUCGCCUUCUCGUCUGUCGACAGGAUCGGGAUCAACACGAAGCAAAAACAAAGACUCGGCCAAAGACGCAUCCCCCACACAGCCGUCCUCACAGUCGUCGACCACCGCUUCCCCAUCCGCGCUCGGUCGAUCGGAAACCAAAUCGGGUGCCGUCUCUACCCAGGCUCCUGCCAAGUCUUCUACUCCUACAUCCGCUCCUGUUGUUGUCGUUCAGCCUGAUGCUUCCGGAUCCGUGACUCCUCCAUUGCAGAUCCAGGAUGGUAUCGCGGGGACCUCUGCUGCUGCCGAGGCCUUUGGAUCGCCAAGUGGGCCCCCUCCGGCCAGCCCGAGCUCACUUGCCAACGUCAACCACAUCCCUCCCCCCGGCGCAACGGAAACGAUGCCUGGCGAUCUGGCUGCGCCGCGGCACGGUCAGCAGCGAUCACCCACAUUCGAUCGUCUGAAAAACGGAAUCCCAGACGAGCAACUAUCCACGCCAACUCGUCGACAUCACUCUUCCCGCUUUGAAGUGUCUGCCAAGCGCGAGCUCGAGAAGCUGCCCGGGUUCCAUGAGGUCGCCGUCAAUUCGCGUCAGGAGCUGUUCUUCCAAAAGAUCGAGCAGUGUAAUGUGAUUUUUGACUUCAAUGACCCUUCAUCUGAUAUGAAAUCAAAAGAGAUCAAGAGAGUUGCGCUGCAUGAAUUGCUUGAUUUUGUCUCCACCUCGCGGAUGCAGUACACAGAGCAGAUGUACGCGAGCGUUGUUGACAUGUUUGCGCGCAAUCUGUUCCGGCCGAUCCCACCGCCGGUCAACCCUGUUGGCGACAUCUAUGACCCGGAUGAGGACGAACCGGUUCUUGAAGUGGCAUGGCCGCAUAUGCAGGUCGUCUACGAGUUUUUUCUGAAAUUCGUGGAGUCUCCUGAUUUCCAGCACAGUGUUGCAAAAGCAUACAUCGAUCACCACUUUGUGCAACAGUUACUAGAGUUGUUUGACACAGAGGACCCGCGUGAACGAGAUUACUUGAAGACUACGUUACAUCGUAUUUACGGCAAGUUCCUUAACCUGCGCUCGUUCAUCCGGCGAUGCAUCAACAAUGUCUUCUUCCAGUUCACAUACGAGACUCACAGAUUCAACGGUGUCGCAGAACUGCUUGAGAUUUUGGGCAGUAUAAUCAACGGAUUUGCUCUCCCGCUGAAGGAGGAGCAUAAGAUUUUCCUGGCUAGAGUGUUGAUGCCAUUGCACAAGGCAAAGAGUCUGAGCUUAUAUCACCCGCAACUUGCUUACUGUAUCGUGCAAUUUAUCGAGAAGGACCCUUCAUUGACCGAGGAAGUGAUCUUGGGCCUACUACACUACUGGCCGAAGGUCAACAGUCCCAAAGAGGUGAUGUUCUUGAACGAGGUUGAGGAUAUCUUUGAAAUUCUUGAGCCGUCAGAGUUUCUCAAGAUCCAGGUGCCGCUGUUCCAGCAGCUCGCAAAAUGCGUCUCAAGUCAGCAUUUCCAGGUUGCCGAGCGCGCACUCUACUUGUGGAACAACGAAUACUUUGUUUCCUUGAUGUCUGAGAACGUCGAGACAAUUCUUCCCAUCAUUUUCUCAGCGCUGUAUCGCAACGCGCGCGGGCACUGGAACCGGACUAUCCACACCAUGGUCUGCAACGCGAUGCGGAUGUUUAUGGAGUUGAACCCUGCACUAUUUGAAGAAUGUUCUGCGCUAUACCGAGAACAAGAGAACAACGCGGAAGCACGGGAAGAGCACCGGCAACUGCUGUGGAAGCAGGUUGAAGAAAGCGCGCGGGAGAACGAGGAGCGGAUGCAGGAAGCGGCGGCAGAAACGAUGGUACAAUAGUAAAAACAACAACAGACCUGCAAAUGAGAUUUUUUAUCAUACAACCGAUCAUGCGAAAUCAUGCAAAGUCAUGUCUCCCGGGCGGCGUAGCAGAAGUCACUGCAUUUUUCCCCUUUAUCGUUCUUCGUUUUAUCUUUCUUUUUCUCAUAUCAAAACUCUCUCCUGCUCUCCUCUCUACUCUUUUUUCUUAUCUUGUUUCUCCUAUAUUCCUCGCUCGUGUUUUCUCACUUUUAUGUUUUUAUGUUGGUUAUUAUUGAAUUUUUCUAGAGAGAUGUAUAACACGUAUUGACAAAUAAACCGGUUGAGUUUUCUUUUAUCUCUCUUAUUGAUCAGUUAAAAUUGAGGAUUGAUAUGCUGUCUGUAGAGCUUGUUUACGGGUAAUUUGAAGAUAAUGGGUGAUUACGCGUAGCUAGCCGAUUACGUAGUCUUCUGUUUCAGAUUCGUACACAAGAAAGGCUUCAUAUC
This is a messenger RNA of Myxozyma melibiosi, 2615 nucleotides long. RefSeq names its product protein phosphatase 2a. NCBI's taxonomy places the organism in Eukaryota, Fungi, Ascomycota, Lipomycetes, Lipomycetales, Lipomycetaceae. Gene Ontology annotation, biological process: signal transduction. The record is from RefSeq and is a predicted model, not a curated record. The coding region runs from base 246 to 2150 and encodes 634 amino acids. Gene Ontology annotation, molecular function: protein phosphatase regulator activity. Gene Ontology annotation, cellular component: protein phosphatase type 2A complex. The transcript has 3 exons.